GACUCACUCCUCUUGGAAGUCCUCUUGCUGAGUAUAAUUUGGUUUUCUCAGCUGUUUAGAACUCACAUCUAAUUUCUGCAAAUAUGAUAAAGCAGUUAAGUUUUACCUUUGCUGCAGUUUUACUGCUUGGUUACCUGGACCUAAGUCUUCAAAUGCCACCCACACUUGCGCCUGACGUUUGUUGGACCAGAUGGUUCAAUCGAGACUUUCCCUCUGGACAAGGUGACUGGGAGACUUUGGAGAAACUGAGGAAAGAAUACCCAGGACAAAUCUGUCUCAAACCUCUGGACAUUCAGGCUGUUACAUCUGAAAGAUGGAUCCCAGCUGAAAACACACACCAGAUUUUCUACGCGUGA
Messenger RNA from Nematolebias whitei (Rio pearlfish), 356 nucleotides. Its product is annotated as cartilage intermediate layer protein 1-like. NCBI's taxonomy places the organism in Eukaryota, Metazoa, Chordata, Actinopteri, Cyprinodontiformes, Rivulidae. The record is from RefSeq and is a predicted model, not a curated record. The transcript has 5 exons. Bases 84 to 356 code for a protein of 90 amino acids.